UUCUAGAAAGCAAAUGCUGAAAUUUAUUGAAUGUUAUGAAAAGAAAAGACCAGGGUCAGUAGAAAAAGAGAGACCUGGACAUGUUUCACAAAAAUACUCUCAAGAAGGCUAUCCUGGCCAGAAGCUAUGCAUCUAUAUAAGAAAUUUUCCAUUUGAUGUUACAAAAGUUGAAGUGCAAAAGUUCUUUGCAGACUUCUCCCUUGCUGAGGAUGAUAUUUACUUGCUUUAUGAUGACAAAGGAGUUGGUCUGGGAGAAGCAUUGGUGAAAUUUAAAUCAGAAGAACAGGCCAUGAAAGCUGAACGCUUAAACCGACGAAGAUUCUUAGGGACAGAGGUAUUAUUAAGACUUAUAUCUGAGGCACAAAUGCAGGAGUUUGGUGUAAAUUUUUCCUUGAUGACCAAUGAGAAAAUGCAAGCCCGUUCUCAGUCAUGUGAUAGAGAUGACCAUUCCCAUUUAUUUGGCUCAAAAGACCGACCUGUAUACUCAUUUGGCCCUUCUGAAAACUUUAGAUACCAGCUAGAGGACUUGAGGCAACUGGGGAACUCCAAACAUCCCCAGGGAUAUUUCCGACAGCCUGAAAGGCACCCUCCAGAAGACUUCAGGCAUUCUCCAGAGGACUUCAGGUUUCCUACGGAGGACUUCAGGCAUUCCCCAGAGGACUUUAGGCACCCUCGAGAGGAGCACUUCAGACGGCCUCCUGAAGAAGACUUCAGGCACCCUCGGGAAGAAGACUGGAGACGGCCUCUUGAGGACGAUUGGAGAUGGCCACUGGAGGAGGAUUUCAGACAGCCCCCUGAAGAAGACUUCAGGCGGCCACCAGAGGAGGGUUUCAGGCGUCCUUGGGAGGAGGAAGACUUCAGAUGCCCUCUGGAGGAGGAGGACUUCAGGCACCCUAGGGAAGAAGAGUUCAGGCGACUCCCCGAGGAGGAUUUCAGGCAUUCCCCUGAGGCAGACUUUAGGAGGUCACCCCUGGAGCAUUUCCGACGGCCACCCCCGGAGCAUUUCAGGAGGCCACUCCAGGAGCACUUCAGGAGGCCACCUCAGGAGUACUUUAGGAGGCCACCCCAGGAGCACUUCAGGAGGCUGCCCCAAGAGCACCUUAGGCGGCCACCUCAGGAGCAUUUCAGGCGCUCCCGAGAGGAAGAUUUCAGGCAUAUGCCAGAUGAAAACUUCAGGGGCCCUCCUGAUGAGGACUUCAGGAGCCCCCAGGAAGAUGAUUUGAGAUGCCCUUCUGAUGAGGACUUCAGGCAGCUCCCUGAGGAAGACCUCAGGGAAGUUCCAGAGGAGGACCCUAGACUUCCUGGCAAUUUUAGACCUCCCAGUGAGGACUUUAGGAGCCCACCUGAUGAUUUUAGAAGUCAUCGUUCUUUCGUGAAUUUUGGUCGUCCAGAAGGUGGCAAGUUUGAUUUUGGAAAGCGUAAUAUGGGAGGUUUUCCUGAGGGGAGAUUUAUGCCUGAUCCAAAAUUAAAUUGUGGCUCAGGUAGAGUAAUUCCUAUUAAGAUAAUGAAUCUUCCAUUUAAAGCUAAUGUUAAUGAAAUUUUAGACUUUUUCCAUGGUUAUAGAAUCAUACCUGAUUCAGUUUCAAUACAGUAUAACGAGCAAGGAUUACCCACAGGAGAAGCCAUUGUUGCUAUGAUAAACUAUAAUGAAGCUAUGGCUGCCAUUAAAGAUCUAAAUGAUAGACCAGUUGGCCCCCGCAAAGUUAAGCUAAUUUUGCUUUAGAGAGCCUUUCUUAAAUUCAGAGUUUCUACAGCAGUAUUGAUGCAGUAAAAUGCAUUUUUGAAAGUGUUUAUUUUUAAUUAUCUAAUGAAACAUUUUAAUUUUGACCUGUGAAUACAAAAACAUGUAAAUAGAAUGUGAAUCUGGCUUUGUUUUGCUUGCAAAUUGCCAUCUUUUUUUUUUCCAAUUUAAAAUUAAAAUAGAUUUUUUUUCUUUGAGAGAUGGAUAGCCCUAAGUUUUUCUUGAUGUUAUGGAUAGACCUCAAAGACUUGUAUAAAGUAGAGCUGUGUUCACUUUUAGUUCAUUCUGUAGCCAACAUCUUUUACUCAAACUGUGUAAGGAGAUGGUCAGUGACUCUUCAGGUUUAGCAUUGCUACCUGCCUGCAGAAUUAAUGCCUUCUUGUCUGAGAUGUUGUGUUAAGGUCUCCUGUUAAUAGUAAAUAGUUCAAAUGAACAGACUGUGAACUUGAAAUUUACUUAUGUAAAAAGCUUAGGAGAUUCUUAAAAGUUUCCGUGUUUAUAUUUUGCAAAGUUUUAUAAAAAUAAAAAAUUGCAACUGAAAUAGACUAAUUAACUUGUAUUUGUAUAAAAGAAAAAAAAUUACAGCUGUGAAUUAAGUUUUCAAUGGCUACAUUAAACUGAUUAUGGGAGCGACCAAACAUUCUGUAAUAAUUCUAUGGUUUCUUGAAUUUUGAUACUUAGCACUGGAGGGAAAUUUUUAUUAACUGGAUUAAUAAGAUUAACACAAAAUAUCCAAAACAAAAUAACAAUGUGAUUAUAGGUACAAUGAAACUCUCAGGCUUAUGUUGGGAAGAGUCUGACAAAUGGGUGGGAAGAAUUUUCUUAUGAUUCAUAGAAUUUAUAUGUUUAUUAUUAGCUUCUUAUUUUUUAGGUUCAAAACUUUGUGUUCAUUCAAAGACUCCCUAAGUGUAAGACUUGUGGAAUCGAAUUUUGACUUCUUUGAUACUCUUCAUUUAGUACAGAUAUUUUGCAAAUACUGGAUUUGAUUUUCUUUAUCCCUAGUAUUUUUUAUUCCAAUGAUUAUAGGACACUUACUAUGUGCUGGGCACUAAAAGUGCUUUAUAUGUAUGAUCUCAAUAUUUACCAUUUACCUCUAUCACAAAUGAGAUAAUAAAGUUUAGAGAGGUUAAGCAAAUUCCUGGAGUCAGUCACUAAGUCAUGGAGCCAACAUCAACCCAAACAAAUCACUUACUCCAGUUUGUAGUCCUAAUACUUUUGCCAUGUCCCUUUCUUAAAUAGUAUUUUUAAUUUUAGUAAGAUCAUGCUAAAAAUAUUUUCAGAGUGCUCAUUGUUAAUUAAAAAAAAAGUGACUUAAGGAGUUUUUAUAUCUCCAGGAUUUCUCUUGGGAUACUCAUGUUACAUACUGGCUUCUAAUUCAGAAUUAUUCAUUUUAUCCAACGUGAGUUGGUUGGCCUUUUAUAGUUUAUAUAAAA
Castor canadensis (American beaver) is the source of this 3174-nucleotide messenger RNA. NCBI's taxonomy places the organism in Eukaryota, Metazoa, Chordata, Mammalia, Rodentia, Castoridae. The record is from RefSeq and is a predicted model, not a curated record.